AUGUCGAUCUAUGAAUAUGCUGGUCAUCUGCUUGCUUAUGCGAAUGGACCGCCAAGUCCUCAACCAUAUUCAUAUGAAAUUGAAUAUGUCACAAACAAACCAAAUACAGAAUAUAAUAAUCAAAAACAGGCGGAAUGGAAUCAAGAAUACAAUUAUGGACGAAAUUAUAAGCAUUCUGAAGGCAAAGAAUGGGGUACAGGUUAUAACAAUCGGUAUAGUACUGGAAAUGAUGCCAAAGAUGAAUAUCAAAUAAUGAAAAUAUUAUCACCAACAUCUACGAUGAAAAACUUUGCUAAAGAAUAUUCUUGGAUCGAUUCUUCAUUUCCUAUAACUCAGAUAUCAAACAGUAAUCUACAGUAUAAAUCAGACAAUGAUUUUCAUCAAAAAACUGGUAGCCCAAUAAAGCACUGGUAUCACUGGCCAAGUAAAAAUAUUACUUGGCCAAAUUGGGUACCUAUCAAGGGUAAUAAUUAUGUUAAACAACCAGCACCCUGGUGGAAUUUAGGUACACAGCAAACCAACAAUGCACCAGAGUUGAAGUGGUUUGGAAGCGAAAGUGAUGAUAAUAUUAAUAAUAAAAAGGUUAAAGGUAACAUAAUUAGAAAACAAAAUAAACAACUUCUUUGGUCUGGCUCUGUUGGUUGGAAAGGAGAUUUAGGUGGUUUCGGCGAAAUACCAUCUCCACCUUGGGUAUCUACGCCCAUUCUUGGAAGAUGUUGUUAG
Molecule: messenger RNA, 723 nt
Organism: Thelazia callipaeda (thelaziosis nematode)
Lineage: Eukaryota; Metazoa; Nematoda; Chromadorea; Rhabditida; Thelaziidae
Source: the annotation of a GenBank genome assembly